AUGGCAGAGGUAUACGGACUCAUGACAGCAUUCAGAUACAACAUGCAAAUCAGAAUGAAUGUGUUUUCUCACCGGUUACCAUCUAAAGAGGGUGCAGCAAUCCCAGAUAAAGCGGUCAAGCAAGACGUUGUCAUAGAACAAUGCUGCAGUACAGUCAGACCACACUGCGACACUGGAUGGAAAGAUAAUCAUUACGCACCCGGUGGAUCUCAUGCAAACUAUGACCCUGACACAGGCUCUAAGAAACCGGACCUUCCACGUUCAAACUUGGCCCCAAAUUAUCAUAAUGGUAAUCGCCAGCAAUCCCCAUUCAACCAAUACAACAAUCAUCCGUAUGGCCCUGGCAAUCAUCAGGAGAGGAGAAGGGAUAAAAAAGAAGACAUUAUGGAGGUGACAUGA
Messenger RNA from Puccinia graminis f. sp. tritici CRL 75-36-700-3, 399 nucleotides. RefSeq lists its product as uncharacterized. Bases 1 to 399 code for a protein of 132 amino acids. The transcript has a single exon. Lineage: Eukaryota; Fungi; Basidiomycota; Pucciniomycetes; Pucciniales; Pucciniaceae. The record is from RefSeq and is a predicted model, not a curated record.